Molecule: messenger RNA, 1557 nt
Organism: Penicillium expansum
Lineage: Eukaryota; Fungi; Ascomycota; Eurotiomycetes; Eurotiales; Aspergillaceae
Product: hydantoinase/dihydropyrimidinase family protein
Exons: 14
Coding region: 1-1557 (518 amino acids)
Cellular component (GO): cytoplasm
Molecular function (GO): hydrolase activity, acting on carbon-nitrogen (but not peptide) bonds
Source: RefSeq, a predicted model, not a curated record
AUGGCGCCUAAUUUUGACUUGGUUGUGAUUAAUGCGACAAUUGUGACUGCCAGUGACAUCAGUAAAUGUUGUAUCGGGAUCAAAGAUGGAAAAAUCCAAUCUCUUGCGAAUUCAUUCACAGAUGAUGAGUUGACAGGAGCUGAGAUCAUAGAUGCUGAAGGUGCCUAUGUAAUGCCUGGGGGUGUCGAUGCACACGUCCAUUUAUGUCAAGAUCUGAAAACUGGACCACACGGCCUCGGCGGCGAAUGCUCAGAUAACUUUGAGACCGGGUCAAGAAGCGCUGUUGCCGGUGGAACCACUACGAUCAUCACCUUUGCAACUCAAACCAGAGCGGAAGAAGACCGGAGCCUCUUGAAGGUCGCUGAAAGGUAUAAUGCCCGUGCUGAGGAGACGGGCAGUUAUGUGGAUUACGGAUUCCAUAUCAUUAUUGUUCGCAAUGAUGCAGAUAUUCUUGAGAAUGAGCUACCGGUUUUGAUCAAAGACUGGGGGAUCAGUAGCUGCAAGUUGUUCUUAACGUAUGCGACGCAGCGUCUGACUGACUCACAAAUGUUGGAUGUUAUGUUUGCGGCAAGGAAGAACUCUAUCACUACAAUGAUUCAUGCCGAGAAUGGGGAUAUGAUAGAGUGGUUAACAGAGAAAUUGGAAAGUAAGGGAAUGGUUGCACCUUACUAUCACGCCUUGUCGCGUCCUCCGAUUGUUGAGGGAGAAGCCACCAAUAGAGCGAUUGCUCUAGCACAGCUCAUCCAGAAUCCGAUUUUGUUUGUUCAUGUUGGCUCGGUGCUUGGUGCUGCAAAUGUGCGUCGUGCCCAGACGAUGGGACUGCCAGUCUAUGCAGAGACAUGUCCUCAAUACUUCCAUCUCACCUGGGAUGAUUUGAAACGGUUCCAUUCACCAACAUGUUUCGAAAACAGCAAGAUGAUUUGCUCGCCACCUCCGCCUCCCACCAAAGCUGACCAUGAAGAGCUCUUUGUCGGUCUAUCAAAUGGGACAUUCACGAUUUACUCUUCUGAUCAUUGCCCUUUCCGCUACGAUCACCCUCAUGGAAAACCAUCCGGUGUGUUAGAGCACGAAGCAAGUAUGGCGGGGGAGAAACCAUGCAGUGGAGAAGAGCUACAAGAUUUAUUGGAACGGAAAGAGGGAGCAUUCCGCUUUAUUCCCAAUGGUAUCCCGGGCGUUGAAACGCGCCUGCCGUUACUCUAUACGGGAGCAUUGGCUAGUGGUCGCAUUACGCCCCAGCGAUUUGUUGAGUUGACAUCGACAAACCCAGCCAAACUGUACGGCCUAUAUCCUAAGAAGGGAGCAUUGAUGCCCGGAUCAGAUGCCGACUUUGUGAUAUGGCACCCAGAGAAGACUUUCUCGCCAUUCAAUCUUACUAAUUCUAUGCUACACCACAACGUCGACUACACCCCAUAUGAAGGGAUGAGGUUCACAAACUGGCCUCGAUAUACAAUUCUUCGUGGUAAGGUCAUGUGGGCAAAUGGCAAGAUAACCGGCAAAGUGCGAGAUGGAGAAGCCGAUCGCGAUGCUCGCAGUGUAGCCGAUUGGCUCUAUGAAUAA